AUGGGGUUUUUCAGUCAGAACGAAGACGUGCCAAAGUUGCCACCAAACAAAUCCAAGAGAAAGGAGUGCUGGGAAUCCCGCGACCAGUUCUUUGAGUGCUUGACCAAAAACAAGAUCGACAACUCAUUAGAUCCAAAAGAGCAACAGAAUGUGGAGUCCAAUUGUGGCAAGUUGAGAAAGGAAUUCGAAGGCAAGUGUGUUGCUAGUUGGGUGAAGCAUUUCCAAGAUAAGAGAUUCAACGAUUUGACCAGAGCCAGAUAUAUCGAGAAAUUGGAGGCUGAAGGUGCCCAACAAUUACCAUUCAAGUUGGACAACAGAAAAUAG
Messenger RNA from Suhomyces tanzawaensis NRRL Y-17324, 324 nucleotides. RefSeq lists its product as uncharacterized. The record is from RefSeq and is a predicted model, not a curated record. Lineage: Eukaryota; Fungi; Ascomycota; Pichiomycetes; Serinales; Debaryomycetaceae. Gene Ontology annotation, cellular component: respiratory chain complex IV; mitochondrial intermembrane space; mitochondrion. The transcript has a single exon. Gene Ontology annotation, biological process: mitochondrial respiratory chain complex IV assembly. The coding region runs from base 1 to 324 and encodes 107 amino acids.